AUGGCCGCCGCCACGCCAGCUUCUAGUGCGGGUGCCAGUUCGGGUCCCCCAACUGCCCUUAAAGGCUCCUUGAAUCCUCUUUCAUCCAAGGUCACCUCGGUGCUGUCAACUUCGUACGCGGACUCCGAGUUCCGAGACGCGCUCGCGCUCCUGGACAGCCGCGGCCUACAGAACUCGGCUGAGACCCGGCGACGCCUCCGGCUUGACCUCCAGAAAGAGGUCAUCGACAGCAAUGGCCAGAUCAUCAACGAGUUUGGCCGAGUUGCAGACCAACUACGGCGCAUAGGCAACACAAUAGAAAAACUGAAUAAGGGGUAUUCAGAAAUGAAAAGCCAGAUCACGGCGGCUCACGAUGCCACAUCGCCAGUGUUACAGGAGGCUUCGUCGCUCAUGGCCGAAAAGCACCAGGUGGAGACGAAACAACGUCUCCUCAGGUCCUUCCAGAGCCACUUCCUGCUCUCCGAGGACGAGGUUGCUGUUCUGACGCUUUCUGCCGAACCGGUCGAUGAUCGCUUCUUUAAUGUGCUUUCCAAGGCGCGUCGAAUCAGCAAGGACUGUGAGAUUCUACUCGGAUUUGAAAACCAAACGCUGGGACUCCAGAUCACGGAGCAGACCUCCAAAAAUCUGGACCUGGCAUUCCAGAAACUGUACAGGUGGAUUCAACGCGAAUUCAAGACGCUGAACCUAGAAAGCCCCCAGAUCGGCUCUUCGAUACGCCGGGCGCUACGGGUGCUCGCUGAGCGCCCGACCCUCUUCCAGAACUGCCUUGACUUCUUCGCCGAGGCGCGCGAGCACGUUCUAUCGGAUGCCUUCUUCACGGCCCUCACUGGAAACAGGAGCGGCGGCGGCGUAGACCACUCUGUCAAGCCCAUAGAGCUGACUGCACACGACCCCUUGCGCUACGUUAGCGACAUGCUCGCCUGGACCCACUCUGCUACCGUCAGCGAGCGGGAGGCGCUCGAGGUCCUUUUUGUCUCGGAUGGCGACGAGAUCGCACGGGGAAUCCAGUCCGGCCGCGACACCGAGGUAUGGCGCCUCGUGGAUGAGGAUGGCGCGGAGGCGCCCGAGUUUGACCCGGUCAAAGCGCUCAAUGAGCUUGUCGACCGUGACGUCUCGGGCGCUGCUCGCCUCCUUAGGCAGCGGGUGGAGCAUGUCAUUCAAGCCAGCGAGGACACCAUUUUGGCAUACAAGCUUGUCAAUCUACUCAACUUCUAUCGCACCACCUUCACCAAGCUCCUCGGCCAGGAGUCGGUGCUUGUUGAAUCUCUGCGCAAUCUCGAGCUGGAGGCUCUCCGACAAUUCAGGUCGCUGAUGCGUGACCACAUCGCGACACUGCAGGGCGACUUUCAGCACGUGCCCACUGACCUCGCGCCUCCCGACUUUCUGCAGUCAUCGCUGCAGCAGCUAAAUGCCAUCAUGAAGACAUACGACACGUCCUUGACGGCCUCGGCAGACCGCGAAGCCGACUUCCAACCUAUUUUGGCCGAAGCUCUCGACCCCUUUGUUACCGGAUGCAGGGGCCUCGCAAAGGGAAUGGUGGCGCCUGCCAACGCCGUGUUUCUCAUCAACUGCCUGCUGACCACCAAGAGCGCGCUGGCUCCGUUUGACUUCACGCGCGGGCGGGUGGAGCAGCUACAGUCGGAGGUUUCAGAGGAAAGCAUUCGGCUGACGGAGUGGCAGUACCGGUUCUUGCGGGAUGAGUCUGGGCUCGAUGCGGUGUUUGAAGCACUGCGGCCUCUGAGCAACCAGCCCGAGGAUGUUAAAAAGAUCAAGUCACUGGAGCUGCUCUCACCAUCGGCUCUGCUGCAGGCCAGUCAGGUCCUGGACGACUUCCUGCCGUCGGCCCUAUUGGACGCGCUCGAGAAUAUCAAGCGCCUCCGAGAUUCGGGGCUUGCGCGCAGAAUCACCGAGGAUGCCGCCGAGCGAUUCUGCGUCGAUUUUGAGCACGUCGAGGAUAUGCUCAUCUGGGCCGACGAGCUGGCGGAGCAGGAGCGCUUGGCCGAAGGUCGUGCAGGGGACGAAGAUGACGAUGACAAUGAUGGCGUGCAGAAUCUUCGUUCCGUGUUCCCGCGGACGACGGGAGAGAUCCGGGUGCUACUGUCGUAA
Molecule: messenger RNA, 2106 nt
Organism: Gaeumannomyces tritici R3-111a-1
Lineage: Eukaryota; Fungi; Ascomycota; Sordariomycetes; Magnaporthales; Magnaporthaceae
Product: oligomeric Golgi complex subunit 6
Exons: 2
Coding region: 1-2106 (701 amino acids)
Biological process (GO): intra-Golgi vesicle-mediated transport
Cellular component (GO): COG complex
Source: RefSeq, a predicted model, not a curated record